GAGCAACAAGAGGAGCAAAAACGGGGCGAGAAAUGUGAUGGAUGAUGAGUGUCGUUGUCCUUUUGAAAGAUGCAAGUUCAAAGGAGAUGAGGUCACUGUCUCGUUGCAUGUCGGGCGGCAUCUGGAUGGAGCCCUACAGGAAGGUGAUGGCGAAGGCUCAACCGUAGCCGAGGAAGCGUCCGAGCGGGACGGAUUCGGCGGGCUUGAAGACAUGUAUGACUUCGACGGUGAACCAAAUAUGAUCCCUUGCCAUCACCCAGAUUGCGGCGCCAUGAUCCUUGCUGCCGAGGUCCAAACACACGAAGAUGCUCAUCUCGCCUUACAACUCUCGCUCGACGAAGCCCAGUUUGCGGAAGCUAAUGAAGCUAAACACUUCAAUGCUCUGAAGAAGAGAGAGCUCGGUCAUUUCAUGGACAGGGAUGAGAAACAGGGAGGACCGCCACCUAAAGUCUUAAAGGCCAUGGAGCAAGUCGGAAGAGGCGGGCGCCAGUUACUGAUAGCGGGAAGUAAUCUGGGCUGGGUGACCGACAAUAUGACGGUCGGUAUCCUGACUGCAUUGAAGAAUGUCUUCAACGUACCUGUUAUGGAGAAGUACAAACUGUGGUUGGCCGAUCCGUCGGGGUGUAUGCACAUUGGUGGAGAGAACGACGAUCGUGGAUUCGGUUGUGGAUUCCGGAAUGCGCAGAUGCUGCUGAGCUAUCUGGCACAUACUCGUCCGACUGACUAUGUGAAUGCCUUUGGACAAAAGGACCUACUGAGUAUCUCUGAGAUACAGCAGAAGAUCGAGAGGGGGUGGGAGAUGGGUAUUGACUGGUUAGGAAGGGAGCAAUUGCAGGGCAAGAUCCUUGGUACGAGGAAGUGGGUUGGGACGACGGAGGUGUAUACCUUGUUUACACAGGCAGGGAUCAAAGUUGAGAUUGUUGACUUUCCUCGGGGAGAGACAGCCAGGCAGUCCGUAUAUGAAUACGUUUCAUCAUACUUCGGAACAUCCACACCGCAACAGAAGAGGGUCAAUGUCACGAACAAGGGCCCGCUAUACUUUCAGCACAAGGGUCAUAGCCGAACCGUUGUCGGUUACGUGGAGUCGCCGGAACGUGGCCUCCUUGUGUUUGACCCGGGGAAGAAGCCGACGCAGUUCUUGAGGCAGAUAAGGAACCCGAAUUUCAACCCGAAGAACAAUGUGGGAAGGAAGAGGGAUACUGAUUGGGAGAUGGUGGUGAAGCCGUAUCUCAUAAGGUUGGAGAAUGAGAUGAGGAGUGAUGAGUGGCAGCUGCUGCGCAUAGAAGAAGGCACAGGGAUGAUGGAUGCUCGGGAAAGAGACGAGAGAAAGACGAUUAAGUUCACACGGUUUGCGGACCAAUGAAGAGAUGAGCAUAUGGCUCCGGAGAGCCGACAUAAGGAUGGCAGAGGUGGGCGAGGCACGGCCUCGGACCGAGGAGAUU
Saitoella complicata NRRL Y-17804 is the source of this 1442-nucleotide messenger RNA. Its product is annotated as DUF1671-domain-containing protein. Bases 38 to 1363 code for a protein of 441 amino acids. Lineage: Eukaryota; Fungi; Ascomycota; Saitoellomycetes; Saitoellales; Saitoellaceae. The record is from RefSeq and is a predicted model, not a curated record. The transcript has a single exon.